AUGCUUCAUCCCAUUCGUGUACUAGUACUUCUCUCAAUACUCAACUUCUCUCUGGCUUCACCGCCUCUCGUCCAUCGACCUAGAGAGCCACAAAAGCCUUCGAAAGACCUGGUGGAUAGAAGAGUCGAAACGGUCUUGAGAAGACGGGGAGAUGUCAUCUAUCGACCUCGUCGACGAUCUAUCUCGCGUGAAAAAAGAGAUGUACCGUCGUUAGGAUGGGGAAAGGAGGUGAGAUUAGAGCGUCGGGAGGGGAAAAAGAGGUGGAAGAGGGAUUUGGGGAAUGGGAGUAUUAUUGAUCUUGGUACUACACAAGAUACAUACAUCCUUCCCGUCUCCAUAGGCUCCUCUCCCACCACCUACCCCGUACAACUCGACUUAGGCUCUUCCGACCUUUUACUCGCUUCGACACUAUGUAGCAAUACAAAUGUCUGUCCAGCUCCCGCAGCGGCUUAUCCUUUUUAUGAUGUGAAAAAAUAUAGUUCUACGUAUCAAACUCUAGGGGGAAACUCUACAACUUGGAGAGCUAGAUUUGGGGAUGGUACACAGGCUAGUGGGAUAAUUGCUGGUGAAACCGUAUGGUUGGGGGAUUUACAACUGGAUGGGCAGGUGUUUGGUCUCAUAAAUGCUACUAAUUUAACACUGUCCAGUCAACAAAUGUCAGGUAUACUAGGUCUUGGUUUUCCUCGGUUAUCCACAUUAUCUCGUGUCAUCCUCUCUGGACAGGCGGCUACUUCUUCCUCAUCAGCCUCUCCAUCAUUGAGUUCAUCGAAUAUUGCAUCAUCUUCAUCAUCGACCUCGACCUCGUCUUCUCCUUCUUCCACUCCCGCUAGCCUCACUUAUCGCCCGACUGUUAUGGAACACCUAGCACAAGGGAUUUUACCAUACCCCGUUUUUGGUCUUGCCCUAGGGCCACCUCCAGUGACCUCUUCAUCGACAAGUUCGUCUGCUUCUGCUUCUCCCAGCUCUCGCUAUAGUCGUGGAAUGGGACUGACUCUGGGUGGAGUAUCAGAAGGAUACUUUUCUAAUGAUACUGCCUCUGGUAGGACUAUAUCAGAUAUCGAAUGGCAUGAUGUCGUACCAUUCGGUGUAAGUUUCAACACGUCAGCGUUCGACCCUAUAUCCUCUGCAACAACAUCUUCCGGGUCAUCCCUGACCCCCACGUCACCCUCGUCUUCCCCAACUGUCACUUCUUCCUCCGGAAACUCUCGUCGUGAUUCGGACACGAGCGAUUACCCUACCACAUCUGAGGAAUUGCAGGGGGAAGAGUACAUUUUCUGGGCUUUAGAACUACAAAAUAUUUCAGUGAACGGAACGGUUAUCACUCCCAAUUCUACCUACUCGGGUCAAGGUUUAGGGAGCAUAGCAAUUCUAGAUGUGGGGAGCAAUGGUAUUUACGGUCCUCAACAAGAUGUGGAAAGGAUCUUCUCGAAUAUGCAAGAUGCCAGAGUUGUGAAUGAUGGGAUGUGGGCUGUUCCUUGCAAUACGAGGAUGACUUUGGGGUUUUCUUUUGGAGGACGAUAUAUUCAGCUUCAGCCUUCGGAAUGGAUGUAUGCUCAAGUUUCGGGAUCUUCUUUUUGUCUUGCAUGGCCUAUGGCACGGCCUGAUCAAGGUGACGGUAUUGAUUGGUCUUUCGGUACUCCAUUCCUCCGAAAAGUCUACACGGUUUUCUCAUAUGGCAUCAACAACGUUCAAGCUCCACUUAUCGGAUUCCUUCCUCUCACCUCUCCCUCUUCUUCGUCCACUUCCACUUCUACCUCCUCAACUUCCUCAACUUCCCCAUCCUCUAAUGCUCCAUCCGCAUCAUCUAUAACUUCAGUAGACCCCAAUUCUCCUAUACCAACAAUCAUCUUACCCCUCUCUCUGACACAGACUGUUCAAACUAGAUUACCUAAUGAUCUCCUACCCAAUCCUAGUUAUUCGACAGUAUCUUACAUCUGGUCCACUCCUACGCCCACACCAGGUCAAUUACAAGCUCAAGGAUUAGGUAAUAAUUCGGUUUACACUAUCGAAGAUGUACCCAUCAUAUCUUAUGCCGUUUCAUCGGCGAAUAACACGCUUCAUCCUGGUUCAACACAAGGGGAUAGCCAACCCAGUGGAGAUUUCCAAUUGAAUCGCGGAAUAUCCUUGAUGACAUUGAUGAUGAUUGUGGGACUUACGACGCUGUCUUUAUCAUAA
Tremella mesenterica DSM 1558 is the source of this 2175-nucleotide messenger RNA. RefSeq lists its product as uncharacterized. Gene Ontology annotation, molecular function: aspartic-type endopeptidase activity. Lineage: Eukaryota; Fungi; Basidiomycota; Tremellomycetes; Tremellales; Tremellaceae. The record is from RefSeq and is a predicted model, not a curated record. Gene Ontology annotation, biological process: proteolysis. The coding region runs from base 1 to 2175 and encodes 724 amino acids. The transcript is spliced from 6 exons.